This is a messenger RNA of Podarcis raffonei (Aeolian wall lizard), 570 nucleotides long. RefSeq names its product vitelline membrane outer layer protein 1-like. Lineage: Eukaryota; Metazoa; Chordata; Lepidosauria; Squamata; Lacertidae. The record is from RefSeq and is a predicted model, not a curated record. The transcript is spliced from 3 exons. The coding region runs from base 1 to 570 and encodes 189 amino acids.
AUGGAGCUCCUCAUCAGCUCUGUGCUCUUCUUGACCCUCUCUGGUUGCCUCUGGAAGUCAGAAGCCCAGAAAUAUCACGACGUGCUUACAGUGCCAAAUGGAGGACAAUGGGGCACUUGGGGUAACACAGUGUUUUGUCAUGAAGGAUAUGCUUUUGGCUUCUCACUGAAGGUAGAUCCAUACUCUCCUUUAAAGUUCUGGAAAGAUGACACAUCUCUGAAUGGUAUCCGUCUCCACUGCACUGAUGGCAAAGCAAUAGAGUCUACCAGUGGAUUGCUUGGAACAUGGAGUGAGAUUGAGAAAUGCAAAAGAGGCAACCUGGUGUCCUUUUCUAUGAGUGUGGAACCACCACAAGGGAUAUUUGAUGAUACAGCAGCCAAUAACAUUCAUUUCAUGUGUGAUGAUGGGUCUACACUGAAGAGCAAGUCUCCAUCCUGGGGGAAAUUUGGCCCCUGGAGCAACAACUGCACUACGGGCUUCAUAUGUGGCAUCCAAACAAAGGUGGAAAAUAACCAAAACAGUUCUGAUAUGACAGGACUUAAUGAUGUGCGGAUGUUCUGUUGUGACUGA